Molecule: messenger RNA, 1407 nt
Organism: Penicillium waksmanii
Lineage: Eukaryota; Fungi; Ascomycota; Eurotiomycetes; Eurotiales; Aspergillaceae
Product: D-3-phosphoglycerate dehydrogenase
Exons: 4
Coding region: 1-1407 (468 amino acids)
Molecular function (GO): NAD binding; oxidoreductase activity, acting on the CH-OH group of donors, NAD or NADP as acceptor
Source: RefSeq, a predicted model, not a curated record
AUGACCUCCGCUCAAGACAUUCGUCCUCGUAAGGACGAACUGGCCGCUCAGGCUCAGUACUUCUCGACCUCCCCCAAUGCUUCCUUCCACUCCCCCUCCAGCCACGGCUCAGCACUCACCCGCACAAUUCCUCUACCCAAUGCGAAGCACCUGAAGCCAUUCGCCACUGAGGACAUCAAGGUCCUGCUGCUGGAGAAUGUCAACCAGACUGGCCGUGACAUCCUGUCACAACAGGGAUACCAGGUUGAAUUCCUCAAGUCUUCGCUGUCUGAGGAUCAGCUGAUUGAGAAGAUCCGUGACGUCCACGUCAUCGGCAUCCGCUCCAAAACCAAGCUCUCCGCCCGCGUCCUCAAAGAAGCCAAAAACCUCAUCGUAAUCGGCUGCUUCUGCAUCGGCACAAACCAAGUCGACCUCCAAUAUGCCGCCGACCACGGCAUCGCAGUCUUCAACUCCCCCUUCAGCAACUCCCGCAGUGUCGCCGAGCUAGUCAUUGCCGAAAUUAUCGUCCUAGCCCGCCAACUCGGCGACCGCUCCAACGAAAUGCACGCCGGAACCUGGAACAAAGUCAGCAACGGCUGCUGGGAGAUUCGCGGCAAGACGCUCGGAAUUAUCGGAUACGGACACAUUGGCGCCCAACUCUCCGUUCUGGCCGAGUCAAUGGGUCUAUCCGUCAUCUUCUACGACGUCGUCAACCUGAUGGCGCUGGGUAGUGCCCGCCAAAUCGGUACUAUGGAAGAAUUCCUUUCCGAAGCGGAUUUCGUAUCCUGCCACGUCCCCGAACUCCCCGAAACAAAGGGCAUGAUUGGAGCUAAGCAAUUCGAACAAAUGAAGAAGGGCUCCUAUCUCAUCAACGCCAGCCGUGGUACAGUCGUCGAUAUCCCGGCCCUCAUUGACGCCAUGCGCAGUGGUAAAAUCGCCGGUGCCGCAUUGGACGUUUAUCCCAACGAGCCCGCCGGUAAUGGCGAUUACUUCAACAGCGAGCUUAACAGCUGGGGCGCUGAUCUGCGCUCGUUGAAGAACCUCAUUCUGAGCCCCCACAUUGGCGGGUCUACUGAGGAGGCGCAGAGUGCUAUUGGCGUUGAGGUGGCGCAGGCUCUGACCCGAUAUGUAAAUGAGGGUACUACCCUCGGUGCGGUCAAUUUGCCUGAGGUUGCGCUUCGUUCUUUGACGAUGGAUGAGCCGGAUCAUGCGCGUGUUAUCUAUAUUCAUCAGAAUAUUCCUGGUGUCCUGCGUAAGGUCAAUGAGAUUAUUGGCGAUCACAAUGUUGAUAAGCAGAUGACUGAUAGCAGAGGUGAUGUCGCCUACCUGAUGGCUGAUAUCAGCAACGUCAACACAACCCAAAUUAAGGACCUAUACACCAGCCUCGAGAGCCUUCCUUCCCGCAUCCAAACCCGCAUCUUGUACUAG